AUGGCCAACAUCGUCACACAGCUCCUUGACGAGCAGUUCAGUGGCCUCUUCCAAGACCUGUUGAAGAUCUACCAGGGCUUCGACGGGAAGCUUAUGAGUCGGAAGGGAAGGGUCGCGAAGGAGUCCGCCAUGAACUUCAAGGACGGGGUCAUCGGGAGCCUUGGAGACGAUCACCCAGUUGCUUUGUUGAUGAAGGACUUGGACGAGGGGGGGCACAGAAGAGUUUUUCGUGAAGCUCGUUAG
This is a messenger RNA of Coniosporium apollinis CBS 100218, 243 nucleotides long. RefSeq lists its product as uncharacterized. Lineage: Eukaryota; Fungi; Ascomycota; Dothideomycetes. The transcript has a single exon. The coding region runs from base 1 to 243 and encodes 80 amino acids. The record is from RefSeq and is a predicted model, not a curated record.